UAUCUGGCGUGUGCAGCAUGAAGACCUCUAAGUUAAUUCCACAACUAUAAAUUCUACCGAUCUUCAGCACUAGGAUUCAAUUCGCAAAACCACAGUACUCCAUUCGCGGCAUUUCGUCGAACAGUGUGUGAUUCAUGGCAAUUGUGAGCUCCUUGAAGCGAUCGAGAGAUCAGGAAGAGGUCGAAGGCGCGGAGCUGCUGCUGAUGCUUUCCUUGUCCGGCGGCGUGAAGCUUAGGGCGGCGCACGCGCAGGCUGAGGAGAAAGGCGAGUUCGAGUGCAAGACGUGUAGCCGGCGGUUCGCUACGUUUCAGGCGCUGGGCGGGCACCGGACGAGCCACAAGAGGGCAAGGGUGGAGCGGCCGGAGGCGGCGAAGGAGAGCAGUAGCUUGCACCGGUGCGGCGUGUGCGGGGUGGAGUUCGCGUUGGGGCAGGCGUUGGGAGGUCAUAUGAGGCGGCACAGGGUCAUGGCGGCUGCGGCGGAGAAAGAUCGGCCGGUCGGCGAGUACGGACGCCGCCACGAGGAGAACAAGACGAACGCCGGUUGCAUCGAGUUCGAUGAGUUGGUGGGAAUGCGGCGGAGUAGCUCUCAGUUCCAGCUGCUGCCAUUGUUCGUCUAGUGAUUGAGGGGAUCAUUGCGUUUGCGUUGCGGAUUUGUUGAUUCUUUCAUUGAUUGGUUGCUGUGUAAACAUAAUAUACAUUUCCUUUUUGGCUUUCAUGUACAUACUUGGAUUUAGAUUUUUCAUUUUAUAGAAUUAUGGAUUUGUUCUGAGAGGUUCA
Zingiber officinale is the source of this 777-nucleotide messenger RNA. RefSeq names its product zinc finger protein ZAT12-like. NCBI's taxonomy places the organism in Eukaryota, Viridiplantae, Streptophyta, Magnoliopsida, Zingiberales, Zingiberaceae. The transcript has a single exon. The record is from RefSeq and is a predicted model, not a curated record. Bases 135 to 617 code for a protein of 160 amino acids.